Molecule: messenger RNA, 3461 nt
Organism: Cyprinodon variegatus (sheepshead minnow)
Lineage: Eukaryota; Metazoa; Chordata; Actinopteri; Cyprinodontiformes; Cyprinodontidae
Gene: dnmt3ab
Product: DNA (cytosine-5-)-methyltransferase 3 alpha
Exons: 23
Coding region: 24-3158 (1044 amino acids)
Biological process (GO): negative regulation of DNA-templated transcription
Cellular component (GO): nucleus; cytoplasm
Molecular function (GO): methyltransferase activity
Source: RefSeq, a predicted model, not a curated record
GGUGGAAACGGGGAAAUAACCAAAUGUGGGGGGCCGCUUUCCUUCCAGAUGAUGCUGAUUGGACACCCGGAGGAGAGAAGAGAAGAAAGGUCAUUUCUAAUUUCCUCAUUUUUUUCUCCAUUUUUAAGUUAAUUUUCUCUGGAAACUUCCUAUUUUUAACGCCAUUCAUCCCUCCAUCCCUCAUAAGCCUGCAAGACUCAACAAUGCCAUCCAACGCUGUCACCAACACCAACUCCACCUCCUGCAAAGGCUUGGAUUUCACAGAUUCACCCGUAAACAGAAAGGCUGAUAGCAAAAUGCUAGCUAUGGACCUAAUGGAGGAGGAGAUGUCAGAUUUUAGUAGUGCUUCAUUUAAAGUUGGAAAACCUGGAAGGAAGCGUAAGCAGUUUGCAGUAGAGAGCUGCGGCUCGAUCACAGACUGUGCAAGUAUUGGCCACAGCUACCCUGGGCUGUGUAGGCCGUCCAUUUCACAAGUCCACAAUGGAGACAUGGAUUCACAUGCAGACAUGAAGCCUGACGCCUGCUUCCCCAAACAGGAGAAGAGGGAAGUGGAGAAUGGAAUUCCCAGAUGCCUGUCCUCCUACCAGGAUGAGGACAGUUCUCAGGGUCAGAGCCCGAGUCCCUCACAGGAGAACGGCUUCCCGUCCAGCCUGGAGGAGCGGCACUCGGAGGAGGACAAGGACGACGGCCUGAUGAUGCCGCGCAAGAAAAGAGGGAGGCGGAAACUGGAGCGACCGACGAAGUAUGUGGAGCACAAAGAAGACGAUGGUUGUGACACAAUCAAGACUGAGGGAGGUCGAGGCAGGCUACGAGGGGGAGUUGGUUGGGAGAUCAGCCUUCGACAGAGGCCAAUGCCCAGAAUAACCUUCCAGGCUGGUGACCCUUAUUACAUUAGCAAGCGAACCAGGGAGGAGUUGAUGGCCAAGUGGAAGAUGGAGGCAGAGAAGAAAGCCAAGCUAAUGUCAGAGCUCAACAUAAUGAAGGACCUGGAGAAGAACGAGACAGAAACCCAGAAAGAGGAGGUCUCACUAAUUAAACACCCACAGCCUUCAAAGCAACAACCUCAGCCUCAGCCACACAGCCAGCCUCUGUCCCAGCCUCAGUAUCAACAGCAAUCACAACCGUCUCCGCUGCAGCAACAGCAACAUAAGCAGCCACCACAGCAACAGCAGCAACCUACUGACCCAGCCUCCCCCCCUGUGGCAACCACCCCUGAGCCCGUCGCCAUCGAAGGAGAGGAAAAAACGUCCCCAAAGUCUGCAGACACUGAACCUGAAUAUGAGGACGGCCGUGGUUUUGGCAUCGGCGACCUGGUUUGGGGAAAGCUGCGAGGAUUUUCUUGGUGGCCAGGCCGCAUCGUAUCCUGGUGGAUGACGGGCCGGAGCAGAGCCGCUGAGGGAACCAGAUGGGUUAUGUGGUUUGGAGACGGAAAAUUCUCAGUGGUUUGUGUAGAGAAGCUUCUCCCUUUAAGUUCAUUUAGCAAUGCCUUUCACCAACCAACCUAUAACAAACAACCUAUGUACAAGAAAGCCAUCUACGAAGUAUUACAGGUGGCUAGCAGCCGGGCAGGAAAAGCCUUCACAGCCUGCCCUGACAGCGAUGAAAGUGAAACCUCCAAAUCAGUGGACAUGUUAAACAAGCAGAUGAUUGAGUGGGCGAUGACAGGGUUCCAGCCCACUGGACCUAAGGGCUUAGAACCACCAGAGGAGGAGCGUAACUGCGAGGUUUACCCUGAGAUGUGGGUGGAGCCCGAAGCAGCAGCCUAUACACCCCCCCCAGCCAAAAAGCCUCGCAAAAGCACAGCUGAAAAACCUAAAGUCAAGGACAUCAUUGAUGAGAGAACAAGAGAGCGGCUUAUUUAUGAAGUGAGACAGAAAAGCCGCAGCUUAGAGGACCUCUGUAUAUCUUGUGGAAGUUUAAAUGUAAGCCUGGAGCACCCUCUGUUUGCUGGAGGAAUGUGCCAGAGCUGCAAGAACUGCUUCCUGGAAUGUGCAUAUCAAUAUGACGAUGAUGGUUAUCAAUCCUACUGUACUAUUUGCUGCGGCGGGCGAGAGGUACUGAUGUGUGGAAACAACAACUGUUGCCGGUGCUUCUGUGUUGAGUGUGUGGACCUCCUCGUUGGUCAAGGAGCCGCCCAUUCUGCCAUCAAAGAGGACCCGUGGAACUGCUUCAUGUGCUCUUCCAAGCGCGUGUUCGGCCUUCUGGAGCGCCGCGAAGACUGGCCCUGCCGCCUGCAGCUCUUCUUUGCAAAUAAUCACGAUCAAGAUUUUGAUCCACCAAAGCUUUACCCCCCGGUCCUGGUGGAAAAGAGGAAGCCCAUUCGCGUUCUUUCCCUCUUUGAUGGCAUAGCUACAGGGCUGCUGGUUUUAAAAGAUCUUGGCAUCGAAGUGGAUCGCUACAUAGCGUCCGAGGUGUGCGAGGACUCAAUCACCGUGGGGCUCGUCCGACAUCAGGGGCGGAUCAUGUAUGUUGGGGAUGUGAGGAAUGUCACACGCAAACAUAUUCAGGAGUGGGGUCCAUUUGACCUUGUCAUUGGUGGAAGUCCCUGCAAUGACCUCUCGAUAGUCAACCCUGCAAGGAAGGGCCUUUAUGGAGGAACCGGCCGCCUUUUCUUUGAGUUCUACCGGCUGCUCCACGAGGCUCGGCCGAAGGAAGGAGACGACAGGCCUUUCUUCUGGCUCUUUGAGAAUGUGGUCUCAAUGGGUGUCAGCGACAAGAGGGACAUCUCUCGCUUUUUAGAGUGUAAUCCAGUAAUGAUUGAUGCCAAGGAGGUGUCCGCUGCUCACCGCGCCCGUUACUUUUGGGGUAACCUUCCUGGCAUGAACAGACCUCUGUCCGCUAUGUGCUCUGACAGGUUGGACCUCCAGGACUGUUUGGAGCACGGCAGAACAGCAAAGUUUGAGAAAGUGAGGACCAUCACCACCAGGUCUAAUUCCAUCAAGCAAGGAAAGGAUCAGCAUUUCCCCGUCUGUAUGAAUGAAAAGGAAGACAUUCUUUGGUGCACUGAGAUAGAGAGGAUAUUUGGCUUCCCAGUCCACUAUACAGACGUUUCCAACAUGAGUCGACUGGGGAGGCAGAGGCUCCUGGGCCGAUCAUGGAGUGUCCCUGUCAUCCGCCAUCUCUUUGCACCACUUAAAGAUUACUUUGCCUGUGUAUGAGAUGCAGGAAAUGUUGCCUUUUUAGGCCAUUUAGGAACCAGAAAUAAGAGCCUUGAUCCUCUAAUUAUACUCUUGGUAUAAUUUGUAAGCGAAACAUUGACAUAGAUUUCACAUUAUCUCUUGUAUUUGAAUUGUAAUUCUUAUUCUAUUUAAUUUUUACCUUUUAGCAGUGUUAUUAAGUAUUGUUUAUUUGUUUGUGCAAGCUAUACUUAUAUGAGGGGAAUGUUGUUCAUUUUUGAUAAUAUCAAUCAAAAGGUUUUUCAGCGUAAAAACACUUUUAAAAGCGGAACUGUACAAACAGCU